AUGGAUGAAAUAGAGCUAAGACAGCCUGGCUACGUGGCCGAGUUAAUAGAAGUAUUUAACAAGGCUAAAAAGAACAGUGAAAAUGCGGGAGAAAGAGUCCCUAGUGGAGGUGUUUCAAUAUUUGGUGGGUCGAGUGGGUCUGCCCACUUGGCAGAUGACGCUCAGCACUCGCGAACCACGGAGUCGUUGAGUGAGGCAACGUCAUCUUUCUCCCGAGACCUCCCCAUUUUCUUGAGCGAGCCCAUGCAACGUUCCUCUUCAUCGUGCGUGUGGUCUUCUCCAGACGGCCACAGUGACAGCGCAGAGCAUUGCAGCAUCGACGUCUUCGCCACUCUGAGGCCGCCUACGAAGUGCGUUUGUGUCUGUAACGAAAAGAAUUGCGAGUACGUCAAGAGGCACGGACGUGGGUCGUCGCCUGUUGUUGACUGGAGAUCAUCCAAAAGCGAAGAUGGUAACAAGAGUCCACAUAUCAGUAAGGUGUUCACACUCCUUAGAGAGCGCAAGUCUCAACUCCAGCCAGACGAGCUAAACAAGAGCAAAUCGUUAACUUCGAGGUGGUGGAAAAAAGGAAAACAGUCAGAAAAUUCAUUGAGUAGAACAGACGUAAGUGAGAAAUUUAGAAUACCCGCUAAUACGUCUCCCCAGAUCCUAACUCCUAUAAGCCUCACGUCACCUCCUCUAUCCAUAACUCCUAUUGAUACUUACGACUUCUCCGUGUCAGAAAUGCCCACUGCCAGAACAAACGGUGCAAGUGCUACAGCCCCCGAAAUCAUUACUCUAAGAAGACUAAGGCCGUCUGACGAAAGGUCCGCACCCCACAUGACACACAGCAACACGAACGGUUCAGUGCCCCACCCUCACGAGGACGAAGAGGACACCAUUUCUUCCACGAGCAGCGAAGAAAGGCUAACGCCAAAAACACGUGUCAGGUCGUGGGUGGAACAUUGGAGAUUAUGCAAGUACAAACCGUCACCCAUAAGAAUCACCUUCCUUGUGAUAGGUUCCAUACUCUUUUUAGCUGGCGUUAGUUACGACUUUUGUCUGCAGCACGCGGUCCACGGAAUUCUGGGAAGUUGCAGAAAUAACUUGGCUGACGAGUAUAUUGAAUUUGGAAACAAAUUUUUAACAUAUAACUACAUUUUUGAGUCAGUAAGAUCUCGACGCCACAGUGAUUUAUUUUAUGACCAAAGUGAUAUAUCUUCUAAUCCCGCUCAAUACUGGAGCAGCAUAGCUGAUAAGGAUCCUAAAUUCUUUAAAACUUUGGAAGCUUUAGCUAUAUCAGUUGAGCUUAAUUUUUUCAAUUUAGUCGACUCAUUAAGUGUUGACAAAGUGAAAGUGAAAGACUUGGGACCACUCUAUUUAAGAGUGGAUUUCUCUAGGCACCGUGGUUUUAGAGUUAACUACGUACCAAGUCGAUCUAAUGUAUCUCUUUCAACACCAUUUCAUGUGUACGACUUGAUGAAAUUGAUGCUUGAGAGUAACAACAUGUUGCAUUUAGGCUUCCAUAUGAAAGACUACCACGUGACCACUCCCACAGCUUUACUUAACGUCGUUGUAGACGUACUUCAGAAGUUUAGAAUAAGUACAGUAUUCCUAGAAUCUCUACAAAAUCAAACACGUUGGACUUCUCGAAGAAGACGUUCGCGACAAGAAGUAGAAGAUGUCAUCCAAUGGAAGUCGUACGAAGAUAUCCUUCGAAAUAUUUUCCUGACUUUUCCACCGAACAGAAACACAAUUGUUUCUGUUCCUGUCUCUGUAUUACAUAAAAAUGUAACAUUUCGCUUUGAAGAAACUUCAUUCACCAAUGGAUUAGAGUGCUUAAAGUUUACUCAUGAUAGAACUGGAAAGAUCUCAAAGAAAACUAAAUACGUGUCGUCAUCGUCCGAAAAGUGGGAUGUUAGGAGAAACAAUCAAAAUAUGUUUGCCGUGAAGUACAAAGAAGAAGAAACGGAUCCAUAUUUGAUUUCCAAUCAAUAUCCGAUGGUUAUAGAUUUAGAGUCUGCCAUUCAAGGCGUCGUGGGAAACACCAAGUUGUUCGGCGAGACCCUGGAGAAAUAUCCGCUCUGGAUUUCAUCACCGCACUUUCUUACGAGCGACCGAAAAUCUGUAGACGGAUCUUUGGACUCAAAUUUACCUAAACCAAUUGAUGGGUUUUAUCCAAGCCGAAAGCAACAUGGUUCCUUCAUUCAUUAUCACCCAGUUUUAGGGGCACCAAUGAACGCUUCGCUUGCUCUCCAGUUUGGCGUGAGGCCUCCGAUGAAGAUGCUACACGGCGGGAAGAUCGUACCUGUGUUUUGGGUUAGGUUGCAGUUGGAGAGCGUCCCUUCCUCGCUGUGGUUUUUCUUCUGGUUCGUCACCCACUUGAGACUGAUCAUGAUCGGCAUAUUGGUUUGCGUAGGUUUGUUACUCAUUUGCCUUACCGCGUUGUGUCGGUGCAGUCGUGAGCCUGCUCCUGUGUUCGUAUGAGGGCACGCGGGGCCUCCUGCAUAGUGUUCGUCCCUGGCUUUGCUCAACACAACACAUUUGAAGGACUAAGCAAGAGGCCCCCGACUCUCUCAAUUAAUAGGUUAAUUGGUUCGCAGAUAUGAACUGCUCGUCGCGCUCAUGGGGUCGCGUCACUUACUCUGCAGUCGGGGCUUCAUUGCUACUAUCAUCCAUGUUCGAAACGAAUUUAGGCUUUCAACUUUUCGUACUUUUGUAUUCUUCAUUGGAAUCUUUUUUCUUCGCAAAAUUGAAGCUCUUCAACAACCUGAAAAAAUAAAGUUUCCUGUUACAGUAAAAGGACCUUUGAACGCAGUAUUGUAUCAGCGGCUUCAGUUCAAGGAAAAGUGUUGUUACAAUAUUCGAACUGGAUUGUUCGGGCCCAGAAGCGUCGAGCUAGAAGUUCAAUUAAGAACCGAUUGAUACUUUCCAAAAUGCUUCCAGUUUCUGCCAAAAAUCUAUGCAACCACACAAGACGAAUGUGAAUAUCAGUUCAUGUGUCCUUUCAAAUUGCUUGAGCACAAAGCGAGGUGUUUAUUGGUGACACUUCAUUGCGUGAACAGUACCCAGUCAUUGGCUGCAGUUUACUUUUUCUCGGUCAUGAAUGGAACGCCGCAAUAUGAGACAAGGACUCCGGCAUGAAGAUUACCAUCGCUACCCAGCUGGUAAUGCAGAGGGAGAGGAAGAUACUACGUGCGAUCAAAGCUUAUUUGUGUACGAAGUCUUUUCAUAAUUUUGGUCGGUCAAUGAUUAGAAAGAAGUUAUUAAAAUUUGGAAUAUUAUAUGAAACUAAAUAAAAUUCGCGAAGAAAUCGACCAGCCUUGAUCGAGAGGGCCUAUGUAAAGUUUGAAUAAAAAAA
Messenger RNA from Hyalella azteca, 3340 nucleotides. RefSeq lists its product as uncharacterized. Lineage: Eukaryota; Metazoa; Arthropoda; Malacostraca; Amphipoda; Hyalellidae. The record is from RefSeq and is a predicted model, not a curated record. Gene Ontology annotation, cellular component: membrane. The transcript is spliced from 2 exons. The coding region runs from base 1 to 2466 and encodes 821 amino acids.